Molecule: messenger RNA, 2874 nt
Organism: Phalacrocorax carbo (great cormorant)
Lineage: Eukaryota; Metazoa; Chordata; Aves; Suliformes; Phalacrocoracidae
Source: RefSeq, a predicted model, not a curated record
CCCGGCGGCAGGUGGCGCCCUCUGCGGCGGACACACACAAGAUGGCGGCGGCGGCGUCAGCGAGCGGCGGCCGUCCCCUCUGACAGCGCUCGGCCUGCCCGCCGCCAUGUUGGUGAGGGCGGGAGCGGCGGUAACGACGACCCUGCCCGGGCUGCGGCGGUUGUGGCGGGGCGGGGGGAGCGGGGUCGCCGCCUGCUUCCCGCUGGGGCGGGCGCUGCUGGGGCUACGGGGCGCCGAGGCCGCCAUCUUCCUCCAGGGACUCCUCACUAAUGACGUCAAUCGGCUGGUAGCGGGUGACGCCGCCGGGGCGGCCCUGCCGCGCGCGCUCUAUGCGCAUGCACUCAACGUCCAGGGCCGCUGCCUGUAUGACGUUAUCCUGUACAGGAUUCACGAGAGUCCAGAAGAAGAGCCGCACAUCCUGCUGGAGUGUGACAGCGGCGUGCUGGACGCUAUACAAAAACAUCUGAAACUGUACAAGAUCCGGAGGAAAGUAAACAUCACCCCUUGCCUUGACCUCUCUUUGUGGGCCGUCGUCCCUGGGGAGCGCGCCGGAGGCGUCGCCAGUUCCCUCGCUAAACGUGCAGACCAGGCUCUGAUUUUAACUCCUGACCCCAGAACAGAAGUUAUGGGCUGGAGACUGAUUGCAGAGAAAGGAGCGAAUCUAUCACAGAUUAUCCCUGGGAGUCAUAUUGGAAAUAUUCAGGAUUAUCACAAGCACAGGUAUAAGCAAGGAAUUCCCGAAGGUGUGAAAGAUCUCCCUCCCGGAGUAGCCCUCCCACUGGAAUCAAACCUGGCUUACAUGAAUGGCAUCAGCUUUACCAAAGGCUGUUACAUCGGGCAGGAGUUGACAGCCAGGACCCACCACAUGGGUGUCAUUCGCAAACGUCUGCUGCCAGUCCACUUUUCGGCUCCUCUUCCUGAGGAUGGCAUUCCCGAGGGGGCCGAAAUCUUCACUGAAUCGGGAAAGUCGGCCGGCAAGUUCCGGGCUGGAGGAGGUGAACUUGGUAUAGCUUUGCUGAGGUUGGCUUAUAUAAAUGAACCACUCUGCCUAAAUAUAGCAGGUGAUAAAGUGAAGCUCACUGCAAGUAUACCCGAGUGGUGGCCAAAAACCGCUAGUAAAUAAAUGAGGAACCACCACUCGCACAUUUGCCUUAUUGAGAAUAUAUUUUGUGUGAUAAAUCUGGGUACGCGACUCUGCCUUCAGCUGUUUGUGGUGUUUGAUGGGGGCGGGCGUUACAGGAUUCCUCAACUUGGGACUAAACGGCAGGAACCCAAACCAGCGGCAGGUCGCUGAGGACAGGAGGAUAAUCUGUUAAAGCGUUGUGGAGAGACCCGUGCAGGGUGCGCACGGAAACACACCUUUUCCUGAGGUUUUCUCUUAUUUAUUUAGGGGAUGAACGUGUCAGUGGGCUGGACUGCUGCUGACUUUUCACUCCACCGCUCUGCGUCGGGUACAGUGCGUGUUCAGACUGAAGUGAGUGAUGGGAGCGGGGGUUUCCCCGUUGUAUGCACUGAAUUUCUGUUCAGAAUAACCAUUCUGUGGUAUUAUAAUUUAUUUUUUUUUUUAAUGGAGAGCACGCUGCUCUUACCUUGUGUAAGAUACAUACUCAGGCUAAAAUGUUCACUGCAAAUUACUCCUUGCAUUGAGCUUCUUAAGCUUCCUGAUGGGGUGGGGUUUUUUUCUCACCACUCUAGCUGCUAAUUGUGUUCAGGAAGAGGAAUACCUUGUACUCCACGUUUCAGACCUUAAGUCAUCCCUGGUGGGUCGGCUCUCAGACAUCCCAGUCCCAUCCCCUGCUUCAGUGCCAGCAGAGGGAGCACAGGCAGCGGCAGCCAGCUCCUCUGCCACUCCUCACCUCGGUCAUGCACGCUCCCUUCGCUCCAACGACUGUUUCAGAGAGGAAAGUGAUAUUUUAGAGAAGUGCACUGGUGCGUGCCCUGGGAUGACUAUUGUAUAAGUGUACUCGUGCUUGGCAGAAUAAUCUAUGACUAGAAGCACGUGCCCUCCAGUCGCCAACAACAGUUGAGGGGUGGAUUUUUUUUGGCAUCAACAUCUUUGCUCUGUCAUCUUGUAGAAAAAUCCUCCGCACUUUCCUGAAGCCUUCGGCAGGGGUUCCCUCCCUCCAAAAAGCUGGGGAAGGGACAGCGUGGCCCCAUCUCAGGCCUUUGCUCCUUCCCUCAGCGUUAAGCCGCGUUCCCUGGAGAAGGGGUUAAUGCCACACGUGCUCUUGGCUUAGCCUGGUGUUCCUGAUGCAGGAUUUUCACCACUGUCGUUCCUCUGGCCGCAUCACCACCACGCUUGUUCUGAGAGCUCUCUGUACCCCUUGUACAAAAACCUGUCUGGGCUGAGUCCCUGCUGCUGUCUCUGGCUGAGGUUUUCUUCAUCCACCGUCCCCUGUGGGUUUUCAGAGUAGCCCACUACUUCAGGGUUUCUUUGCUGCAUUUUCCUGCCUCCUGUUCCUUUUCUGACUUUGCACUUUUUCUUGCUUCUACAGUCAAUGUAUUCCUCUUUGCCCCCCUAAAGCCAACCAGCUCCGUGCCUCCUAACCCUGUCAACCUGCAGUAAUUUAUAGGAGCCCUAUGGAUUUUUGUACUACAAUAAAUCCAUUGCACGCCUGCUCUUGGAAUGGCGCGUCUGCGGAAGGGUGUGAUGAGAGAGGUGAGCAGGUGAGAUCCCACACAGACUGAAAAAAAAAACUCUUGCAUUUGAAUUUGUAACAAAAACCGUCCAAAGCACAUUCUGCCACUGUUUCAGUGUCACUGUUACUGUGAAGGGAAUUUAUCUGUGAAAAAUACUGCUACUGGUUAAAACUUUUUAUGCUUGCUGUAAAAUGAGUUUGUGGAAUAAGUCAUUAAAAGUUUAUUGUAUCAGCA